GGGUCCUACGCAUGUUCGCGUUUCCACUUCCUGAAAGCGUAAAGAUUGCAGCAAGUAAUUAGACAGAGGACUGGGUUUACAUUGAAAACAAUGGCAAAUAAAAACAAUGUAGCUGCAUUAUAAAUGCUUAGGUGCAGAUUCCACACGUCACAGACAUGAAACUGGCUGGACACCGACAAAGAGGGGAAAUAAAUUAGCUUUGCUGCCAGCUGGUGAAUUGGAUUCAGAGAGCCACGUCUGGUGGGUAAAUAAAUAUAUCUAGGACAGUGCACUAAGUGCGAUAUUAAUGGUAUAUGCUCCACUAUGGCCAUCACCCGGUUCCGUUUAUUCAAAAUUUGCACUUGCCUUGCAACAGUGCUCUCUUUCUUUAAAAGAUUGAUAUGCAGGUCAGGAAGACAAAGAAAGCUAAGUGGAGAUCAGAUAACCCUUCCAACUACAGUGGAUUAUUCCUCAGUUCCCAAACAGCCAGAGGUGGAAGAAUGGAGUUCAUGGGAUGAAGAAGCGCCCACAAGUAUUAAGAUUGAAGGAGGCAAUGGUAGUGUAGUCUCUGAGCAAAAUGAUACAGAAUCAGAUGAGCCUGAUUAUUUCAAAGACAUGGCACCAACAAUCAGGAAAACACAAAAAAUUGUCCUCAAGAAGAGGGAACCAUUAAAUUUCACUUUACCAGAUGGCAAUACAGGGUUCUCUAGCAGACUCGCUGUUACACAGGAUGUUCCUUUUAAUGUGCCAUCUGCAGAGCUGGGGGAUUUAGAUAAUUGGCAAGAAAACUCAAAUGCCUGGGAAGAUGAGUCUGAUGCCACUUGGGAAGCUGAAGAAAUAUUAAGGCAGCAGAAAAUGGCCGAGAGGGAGAAAAGAGCUUUGGAACAGCAAAGGAAGAAGAUAGAGAAAGAAGCCCAAAGACUAACUAAAAAAGAACAGAAAAUUGCUGUAAAGCUUUCAUAACAUUUAAGGAUCUGAAAGACAUGGUGUACUGUAAACUGGAAAAGUACAUGCUUCCCCAAUAUGAACAGUUAUAUUUCUGUAGAUGAUAUAUAGUUUUUACAGUAGUUCCUGUUAAUAACCUGAUGUUCCUUGCAACCUGCAGUCCAGCAACCAACAUUAAUUCAAAGGUCAGCAGAAAUAGCUUGGUUUACUUGAUGUUUAUAAUGUUUGGAACAUGGCAAGUAACUAUUUUGGGGAGGUACUUUCCCAUGUUGUUGAUCUUGCAAGACAUUUCUGUAUAAACACAAUUUUACCAUGAUGCUCUAUUACAUGUUCUUCAGUUAAUUUAACUGAAACUAACUUCAAAUUUAAUGUUAAGAAUUAUACAUUCUUUUAAAAUUUGAUUUUCAGCAUAUAUGCCUUAGUAAUACAAAACAAUGUUUCUAAAUGUACAAAAUGUAGAAGGUUUUACAUAACCUCAAAGACUUUGUCAUCCUUUAAACCUAUUGUGACCCUUUUCUGUUUAGUUCUGAUGUGCACAUCACAUCAUCAGGUGUGAUAGCCUAUUUCAUACAAAUGUAUAAACUCACCUGGUAUGAAAUUAGGCUCAAAUAAAUGGUAGAAGGUUUAAUGCAGUACUGUGCAUUAUACCAAAAAAGGUAAAAUUAUGAAGGUUUUCUUAAAGCAUAAGUGAACUCUUUUAUAGAAAACAAACUGAUAAAUACAAAUCUGAGAGAUUAAAAAUGUCAUCUGAUUGGCUUUUUCCUGCUGUUACUCAGUCCUCCGGGGCUAUCGGUGUGAUUAAUGCAGAUCUGAGGGAAAAAAAGGGGGUGGGGGUUGGUUCCCGUUGUGUGUGUGUGUGUGUGUUUUUUUUUUUUUUUUUUUUUUUUUGAAAAGCUAUUAACACAUUUGUGACAGUUGGUGAGGUUUGUAAUUUUUGUAUGUAAAACGAAAAAAAAAUAAAAAUAAGGCGCAAUUUCAUGAAGGCGGUUGUUUUUACAUUACCCCAUUGGUGCUUGCAGACGGCUGUCUUGGCAAGUUGCUAUUUCAUUGGUCCACAAACAAGUACUGUGAAUUAAACAGUUAGGGUGCAGUGCUAUAGUUGCAGAAAAUGGCAAAAAUAAUAGAAUGGAAGGACGAACACAUUGUCAGAGAACUUGAGAAAGAAAUUAAAAACGAAUUUAGGUGGGACUGGUAAGAAAGAAAAGUAACAGUGUUAAUUGGAAAGAAGCAAGAAAAAGUAGAAACGCCCACAGGAGAAUGUACUCUGAAAGUUCAUGUACCGGGAAAAGUGCUAUGCACAUUUUGUUCAGACUUAAUACAUUAUGGAUGAAAAGGAUAUAAGGCGUUGGAAAGCCAUAUUCUCACCAGAAAACAUGUAGACAGAAUAAAUACUCGUCACAGUAACUAUAGCCUGUCAUCUGCAUUUUCUUUGCGACUUUCUGAUUUUAAAAAAGUUGCAUUUGAGAUCCAAAAGAGCAAGAACAUUAAAAGAAAAGACAUGUUGUACAACAUUUACUUCAGCCUUUGUGCACAGAUAAGAAAAAAUAGAUUUCACUUGAAACUAAAUAUAUGUUUUACCUCAGCUUUAUUUGACUGGAUACUUACAUCAAGUUUCACAGACUCAUCCUGACUUGGUAGGUGCUGUUUUGCUCACUCUCAAGUAUUGGCAUCUCUGGGUUUGUGAAACCAGCAGAUAAAGUUCACUUAUUAUUUGGUAUACAUUCAGGUGUAAUCUGAAUUUUAACUUCAUUCAAUUUGGGUUCCUGAGCAAAAAAUCCAAGAUGGCAGUGGAUCCCAGAUUCCUGCCACUUUUCAGGGUUUAUUUUAUUUUAUUUUUUUUACUUCUCACUUUCAUCUCUAAAAUCUGCUAUCAUUAGACAAGGAUUAGUAUUAAGUGAUUGUAUUUUUUUUUCUAUUUCCUUUAUAUAAGGGGGUUGGCAAUGUUAAUGUGAUUUUCUUUGGCUGUAAUACUGUGAACUCAGGAUUGUGUCCAUAAGGAAAAUAUUUACCUGGUAACUUUGUACAGUAAAACCCAUAACUUAGAAUAAAUUAUUUAUUGAGUGAAUUUAUGAAAAACAAACUUUUAUGGUUGAACAGGGCCAUGUAGAAUAACUCCAAUGGAUUUACAAUGGUUAUACAAAUGAUUGAAAAGCGUGUCUCACUUAGUAAAAGCACUGCCAUUUGGAGUGCAAGGUGUGGCAUGCGAUCAUAGUUCAAAUAAGGUGGAAAUGGCAUAUCCUGGGCCCCUCCUGAGUUGAGCUGAUUAUUCGUUCCUUAGGUUGGGAGAAAAGAGGCAAUUGACUUGAUCGUGGGAACCAAGGUCAUCCUUGCCAGUAUGUAAGUUCCUGGAGUGAGGUCAUGUUAAAAAUCAAAACAAAAAAUUACUAAACAGCUAAAAUGAUUUGAUUGGGAGGAACAGGUGCAUGCUGAUCCUAAACUUGUAUUGAUGCUUUUAUUUUUCCACAUUCAUUGAUUAUCUGUCUUGAAAAAGCAAUAAAUGAUCAAUGUCACACUGCAGGUAUUGGAUAUGGAAUAUGUAGCAGGAUUAUCCAUUUGUAUAAUAAAUGAUCAUUUUAUAUGUUGUCAGCAGCGGCGGUGACUGGCAACUUCCAAAAGAGCAUACAGUUACAAAUAGAGCACAUGAAAACUACAGUACCGGCACAAAUUAUGGCCACUGCAAAUGAUUUACAACAAGACAAAGGGUCGGGAUUUUAUUGCCCGGGUCUUACUUACUAAAUACCCUGGCAUCUCUGACUAGAUAAUCGUCUCCUCUUGAAAAAUAUAAUAAAUAUUUUAAUGAGUAAAAAGUCCGAGCGAGAAAAAAUGGGCAGUACAAGCCCCACCCUUAGACUUGCUGCAAAUCAUUUGUUGUUGCUGUAAUUUGUGCCAGUACUAUACAUCUGCAAACUGCAGUUCAGAACAAGAGGAUUACUGACAUUGGUUACAUUUUCAUCACAAACAUCUUUGAUGCUGCUUAUGCAUGUAAACAGUCUGUGCACGUGCUGGUGAGAUUUUACCCAGUUCAAGCCACCUACAAGCAUUUUUCCUCUGAGCUUUUAACCUUGAAUUCAGCUCUACCAAUGGCAGAUAAUCACACUAUUGCAUGAAAAGCUUUCAUUCAAAAGGUUGACUUUUUAAGCACCAUAUAUGACUGUCAUGGGAAACGACAGUAAAGGAAUAUACAAUUAUUUGGAUUAUUAUUCUUUUCACACAUCCCUUGCCUUAGUUUUAUUUCCUUGACCAAAAAUGUAAGAUAAACAUUAUAAAUUGUGAAGGCACUACUGAAAACAUAGGCUCAUUGAACCUUUUACAUGUUAUUUUUUUUAAUUUAUUGCUGUCCUGUGCUAUAUACAGUAGAUGCCGGUUAUUAGCAACCCUAAUAAAGACAACUUUCGGUUAUUAACAACAUUUUCCCCAGGAACCAAUCCCGUCCCAUAGACUUUAAUGUAUGUUAAUGGAAUUCUGAUAUUAGCAACAGCACGCCGCUUAUUGACAACUUUAUUAGUAGUUGCCAGUGCACGUCAUGCAGCUUUUUUAACACACUGACUUCACAACUGCGUAUUUGUGGCAGACUAAGGCAGAAUCGUAGCUUUGAAACUGGCUACGAAGCUGCACGCAAAAUUGACAUGGAUUUACAGCGGGAGGUGGUACAUUGUAAAAAGCAGAAAACGUUGGACAAUUUCUUAUUUUAAAAUUAUGUUCUUUAGAAUUGAUUGUAAGUACAACACAUAUUUUUUUAUGUUUGCUUUACUCAUUGUAAGGACAAUUGUAGUACAUCGUUGUGUAGUACUUUUUAAGUUUUUUUUUAAACAAGUGUGAAGUAAACAGUUCUGUUGUGGGUAUUUCGUGUUUCUCAUGUUAAUUUUUGAACACUGUAACAUUUGAAACGUAUUUCAGUGCCAUAUUUGUCCAACUACAGUAUGUAUCGUUGUUCCAUAUAAGUACACUUGAAAACAGGGGCUUUUCGCUUAUUGGCAACUUUCGGUUAAUGACAGCUUUUUGCUGGGAACUGAGAGGUUGUUAAUAAGCGGCAUCUACUAUAUAUGUGUGUGUGUAAAUAUCAAACAGUUUUAAUCUAAAUAAUCAUCAAACACUAAUGAUUAAUGUCCCUAUAGAUUGAUCAAAAAUAAUGUUCUGAUUUUGGUAAAUAAAAAGGGAUUUCACAAAUAUUAUGUAAAAGGCUAUGUGGUGUAUACCUGCUUUGUGCUUUAAAAUACUUUACCAUAAUUUUUCAUUUGAAUAAAUUGUCACCUACAUAAACAUCC
Molecule: messenger RNA, 5189 nt
Organism: Acipenser ruthenus (sterlet)
Lineage: Eukaryota; Metazoa; Chordata; Actinopteri; Acipenseriformes; Acipenseridae
Product: receptor-binding cancer antigen expressed on SiSo cells
Exons: 7
Coding region: 304-942 (212 amino acids)
Cellular component (GO): secretory granule
Source: RefSeq, a predicted model, not a curated record